Parastagonospora nodorum SN15 is the source of this 709-nucleotide messenger RNA. RefSeq lists its product as hypothetical. The coding region runs from base 135 to 527 and encodes 130 amino acids. The record is from RefSeq and is a predicted model, not a curated record. Lineage: Eukaryota; Fungi; Ascomycota; Dothideomycetes; Pleosporales; Phaeosphaeriaceae. The transcript is spliced from 5 exons. Gene Ontology annotation, cellular component: cell cortex. Gene Ontology annotation, molecular function: actin monomer binding.
AUCUACACUCGAGCGCUGCUUAGUCAAAAGUUUCCCUGGUCUACUUCGCCCCAGGUCUUCAAUUUUCUCCGCGACCCAUCCCUCUCCUGCACCAAUACAAGCUCCCUUAGUCCGCACAUUACCCCUCCACAAACAUGUCCUGGCAAGCAUACGUUGAUCAGAGCCUCGUCGGCACUGGCAACAUCGACAAGGCCCUCAUCUGCGAUGUCAACGGCCAAACCACCUGGGCCUCGUCUCCAGACUUCUCCCUCACUGCCGCUGAGAUGAGCGCCAUCGCCGCCUCCUUCAACGACAAGAGCGAGACCAAGGCCGUCAUCGCAAACGGCGUCAAGGUCAAUGGCGACAAGUACAUGACCAUCGAGUCGACCGACGACUCGCUGAAGGCAAAGAAGGGCAAGGAAGGCAUCGUCGCCUACAAGACCACACAAGCCCUCCUCAUCGCCCACCACCCCGACUCCAUCCAAACGCCCAACGCCUUCAACUCAGUCGUUGAGCUCGGCGAGUACCUCAAGAAGGUCGGCUACUAAACCGAGUUGGAUCGAUGUGUUUGUACUUUAUGGAUUUGCAUAACCUCACGACGAGGCAGCGGCGGUCGGCAUAGCUUGGUAUGGAGCGAGUGCUUCGCUUGGUGUGGAUGGAUAUGAGCAAUGAGGAACGACAUAGCGAUAUCGGAGGAUCCUCUUCGAAUCAAUGAAUGCAUCAACACCUA